Pyrus x bretschneideri (Chinese white pear) is the source of this 2045-nucleotide messenger RNA. RefSeq names its product putative glycerol-3-phosphate transporter 1. Gene Ontology annotation, biological process: phosphate ion homeostasis; transmembrane transport. Gene Ontology annotation, molecular function: glucose 6-phosphate:phosphate antiporter activity. Gene Ontology annotation, cellular component: membrane. The record is from RefSeq and is a predicted model, not a curated record. The transcript is spliced from 3 exons. NCBI's taxonomy places the organism in Eukaryota, Viridiplantae, Streptophyta, Magnoliopsida, Rosales, Rosaceae. Bases 234 to 1799 code for a protein of 521 amino acids.
UGCUUGCUUUCCUUGCGCGUUUUAUUUAAAGAGAAGCAGUCGUUGAGCAAACUUCCAUCCAAGAAAAAAGAAAAAGCCAAAGCAUUUGAAGGAGGAGAGAAAGUCUGCAAAAUUAAAAUACAUAUAGCAUUUCCGUCAGUGCUCGGAUAAGCUGAUAGCUUGAAGAAUUCGGACUAUAAGCGGGGAGGCAGAGCUUCUCGUUCCUCUUAGUUUUGGAGUGAAAGUUUAAUUACAUGGGUUCAAUAUCGGAGCCAGAACCUAAGGUAAGUUACACCAAGCCCCCAGGGAUUCGGUUAGUAGAGCAGAUCAAGAAAUCACCCAUUUCAUACAAAACCCACCAAGCCAUUGUUCUUGUUGUUACAUUUCUUGCAUAUGCUAGCUACCACGCCGCUCGAAAAACCACGAGCGUGGUCAAGAGUACUCUUGAUCCCCAAUCCUCGGUUACGAGCUUAAAUUCGUGGCCAUGGAGGAUGAGUUACUUGAGUGAACCAGCUGAAAGCAGAAGACUUUCUAGGGUUCUUGGAGAUGGUUGGGCCCCAUUUAAUGGAUCAGAUGGCACAGCCUUGCUUGGUGAGGUCGACCUUGCUUUCCUGGCUGUGUAUGCUAUAGGAAUGUACUUCUCCGGACACUUGGGUGAUAGGACGAAUUUACGAAUCUUUCUAACAAUCGGAAUGGUGGGAGCAGGGGCGUUUACUGCAGCAUUUGGAGUUGGAUAUUGGGCAAACAUUCACACUUUCUAUUACUUCCUCGGCGCUCAAGUUCUUGCUGGUUUGUUUCAAUCAACGGGAUGGCCUUCGGUAGUUGCAGUAGUUGGAAAUUGGUUUGGGAAGAAGAAGAGAGGGCUGAUUAUGGGUAUAUGGAAUGCUCACACUUCUGUUGGGAACAUUACAGGGUCUUUGGUUGCUUCCGCCCUAUUGCAAUACGGUUGGGGUUGGUCCUUUGUAGUCCCAGGUCUCAUAAUCGCCACCGUUGGUGUGGUGGUUUUUCUGUUCUUGCCUGUUAGUCCUGAGGAUGUUGGAGCCAGUGAAGAAGAUGAAAUACAAUCUCCCAAAAAAAUUGGGGCAGGAGUAACGGAACCAUUGUUGGAACCAGAGGAGAAGGCGAAGGAGAGUGCCGUCGGGUUCCUAGAAGCUUGGAAAAUUCCCGGAGUUGCUCCUUUCGCUCUGUGCCUAUUCUUUUCGAAAUUGGUUGCUUACACGUUUCUCUAUUGGCUUCCUUUCUACAUUAGUCACACAGCUAUCGACGGAAAGUACUUAUCCAGUGAGUCAGCUGGUAGCUUAUCCACAUUGUUCGAUGUUGGAGGUGUUCUUGGAGGAAUCCUUGCCGGCCUUAUUUCAGACCGCAUGGGUGCCAGAGCGAUAACAGCUGCAAGUUUCAUGUACUGUGCUAUCCCUGCUCUCUAUGUCUACCGAAGCUAUGGACACGUAUCCAUGACUGUGAACAUUGCACUCAUGUUCAUCACCGGCAUGUUUGUGAACGGGCCAUAUGCUCUAAUAACAACAGCAGUCUCGGCUGAUCUUGGAACACACAGCUCAUUGCGUGGGAACUCGAGGGCAUUGGCGACAGUAACAGCAAUCAUAGAUGGAACAGGCUCCAUCGGGGCAGCCAUCGGACCUUUGCUGACCGGCUACAUUUCAGCCAAAAGCUGGAGUGCAGUCUUCACAAUGUUGAUGGGAGCUGCUCUGAUUGCAGGGCUGCUUCUGACUAGGCUUGUCGUGGCGGAAGUUGCUGCGAAGAUUGAAGAAUCGAGAUCGCGAGUGUCAGCAUCUCGGCCUCAACCUGCAGCACUCGAUGUGUGAUAAUCAUAGAGGAGAAGAACCUGGUUAUUUUAUGAAAGGAGGUCCUCUGUUGUAGUCAUAGGAAGUAGAGGAUUUUUGUUAAACCUUCUCCCCAGUUGUACCUUCUUUGUAUUUUAUGUUUGUACAUUAUUUGUGCGUUUUCAUGAAAUUAAUUACAUCAUGAUUGGGGAGGAUGACAAAUUAAGUCAUCUCGGAAACCAAAAAUUCCUUACACCGGGAAAUAACACAAUGUGUCUGACUUUUUCA